Electrophorus electricus (electric eel) is the source of this 5163-nucleotide messenger RNA. It is a transcript of the gene ero1b, whose product is annotated as endoplasmic reticulum oxidoreductase 1 beta. NCBI's taxonomy places the organism in Eukaryota, Metazoa, Chordata, Actinopteri, Gymnotiformes, Gymnotidae. Gene Ontology annotation, cellular component: endoplasmic reticulum membrane; endoplasmic reticulum. Gene Ontology annotation, biological process: protein folding in endoplasmic reticulum. The record is from RefSeq and is a predicted model, not a curated record. Gene Ontology annotation, molecular function: protein-disulfide reductase activity; FAD binding; thiol oxidase activity.
UUUGCUGCUCGGGGACUUUGUUUGCGGUUGGUUUCACCGCAGCGCUCCUGGAGAAGCGCUGGACCACGCAGACCAAAGCUGCUUUUGUCACGUGAGUUGAAGGGUGCCACAAACAACGAAGCUGCAGUAAUAUUGUGUUUAUGGGGAUUAAUAGCAGUAUUGUAUUUAUGGGGAUUAAUAGCAGUAUUGUGUUGGGGGAGGGGGGAGAUAUUCGGGCUGAGUAUCGUCGCGUCCUUCUCGCAUUUUCCACCGUCACGUUCGUUUGACGUCAUCUUCGAGGGCUCCAGUAAUUGGUGCACGCGCGCAUUUAAUUUCGUCCUUCUGCAAAGUUGAGAAAAUGUCUUGUGAGUGGAAAAGUAGUAGCAGCCUUGCAAGUGUGUAAGGCUUUGGUACUGUAAGAACGGGGACACAUGCGUCAUUGAAAAUCUCUCUCACACACACACACACACACACACACUGUGUGUGCUAACAUGCUGAUUUUCAUGCUGUCUGUCCAGUGUCAUUUUGUGUUAUCUUUGUACGUGAUCGGAGCUUAUCGUUAAUAGCUCUUCUGUUCCGAUAUAGCCUAUCCUAAUAUCCUAUUUAAAAAUGAAUAUCCCCUGCGUGUUUGUUGACAUAAUUUAGCGAUAUCUUGCUUGUCUUUUUAUGAGACUUUUACUUUGCCUACAACUGGAAAAAGGCGCAAACGUUUAAUUUACUUUUAUGAAAAGUAAAAUUUUGAUCGUUUCAAAGCUACUAUGUGCCCAGCAUAAACUAUGUUCAGAAACCUGUGUUGCUGAGUAGGCUAAAUACUGACGACUGUUACUCAGCGUGUUGUUGUCUGAUUGGUUCACCAAAGUGAGCGUGUGGGCGGGGUUAUGGGUUCUGUAGUUUUACAUAUGUGUGUAAUGAAUAACUUUUAUGGAACAUACGUUAAAUAAAAACUACGGCCUGUGAUGCGGAACCACAUUUGACAGAGAUUUGUUUGGAGACGUGUGUCAUUUGCGCGCGGUGCUUGUUUUAAGUGGCAGGUCGUCGCCAGCGCCGCCUCAUUGCAUGCAAACUUUCUGGCAGACUGUAUUUGUUUGUCUGCAAGGUGGCUACAUCCUGUCCUUUUCGGAGAUGACGGCUGUUAACACUUGGGGAAAGUACAUAGCUUAUUUGAAUUAGGACAGCAAAAAAGUAUUUUAAUAGUAGCGGAAUGCCUGAAGCCAAAUCCAGCCUAUGGAGGACAUCCUUUCUUGCUUUAAGCAUUUUUGGACUUUUGAAGUCAUGCCAGAUUACAAAAAGUUUAACAGGUGUGUUGGAUGACUGCUUCUGUGACAUUGAGAGCAUUGAUGUCUUUAACAACUUGAAAAUUUUCCCGCUCAUACGGAAGCUUAUUGAAAAAGAUUUUUUUAGAUACUACCGGGUGAACCUGAAGAGGCCCUGCCCCUUUUGGCCAGAUGAUAGCCACUGCUCCAUCAGGGACUGCCACGUGGAACCCUGCCCAGAGAGCAAGAUUCCAGUGGGGAUUAAAUCUGGCAACUAUAACAAGUAUUCCCUGGCUGCAAAUGCUAUCAGAGACAUUAAGGAAUGUGAACAGGCCCAUGAACUGGGCGCCAUUAACAGCACACUCAGCAAUCAGAGUAAAGAGGCGUUUGAGGACUGGGCUCACCAUGACGAUGCUCAGGAUCAUUUCUGUGGACUAGACGACGAGACAUCUCCUGAGGCCGAGUACGUGGACCUGCGGCUGAAUCCUGAGCGCUACACUGGCUACAAAGGACCCUCAGCAUGGCGGGUGUGGAACAGCAUCUACGAGGAGAACUGUUUCAAGCCAAGAUCAGUGUAUCGGCCUCUCAACCCCUUGGCCCCAAGUCGUGGUGACGAUGAUGGUGAAGGCUUUUACGACUGGCUGGAAGGCUUGUGUCUGGAGAAGAGGGUGUUCUACAGGCUCAUCUCCGGCCUUCACAGCAGCAUCAAUAUCCACCUGUGUGCCAAGCACCUCCUGGAUGAGGCCUGGGGCAAGGCGGUGUGGGGUGCCAACGUGCACGAGUUCCGCCGGCGCUUCGGCUCGGCCGAGACCAAGGGUGAGGGCACCCGGCGGCUGAAGAACCUGUACUUCCUGUACCUGAUCGAGCUGCGUGCCCUCUCCAAGGUGGCGCCAUACUUCGAACGUGCCUUCGUCAAUCUGUACACGGGCAAUGUGCACGAGGACUCUGCCACCAAGGAACUACUGCUGCAGAUCCUCACCGAGACCAAAGCUUUCCCCAUGCACUUUGAUGAGAGCUCUAUGUUUGCAGGCCACAAAAUGGAAGCCAGAAGGUUAAAGGAGGAGUUCAGGCUCCAUUUCAAAAACAUCUCCCGCAUAAUGGACUGUGUGGGUUGUGAUAAAUGUCGACUUUGGGGAAAGUUACAGACCCAAGGUUUGGGCACUGCCCUCAGAAUCCUCUUCUCUGAGAAAGAGAUCAAGAACCUUCCAGAAAACAGUCCCUCCAAAGGCUUUCAGCUCACACGCCAGGAGAUUGUAGCUUUGCUCAAUGCUUUUGGAAGACUAUCCACCAGUAUAAAAGAGCUGCAUAACUUUCGGACCCUUCUCAAGGACCAGAGGUAACACACAUCUAGGCCAGCAGGUGGUGCCAGCCAAGAGAACACUGCAGUAGCUUUAUCUCCCUUGGAGUAAAUUCUCUACCAGGGACUACAGGAUUGCUAUCCGUCCAACCGAAUCCCCCUCAGCUGAGCUCGCCAUAUCCCUCUGCUCUGCUCUACUGUCUGAAUAGCUGAAGACCACUGCGAACCAUAGCACAUGCUAGCUGUAAUAUGAACCAGGGCCAGGACUGAGCAUUCAUGAGUACACACAUGUUCCAUCUUUGGGAUCAACGCUGGUUUCAUGGUCUGCUGUUCUUUUGGCUCCUUUCUGUGUUUUUCCGCUUGCUAAUCCCUGCAACAAGGAUCACCCUUCAACACUGAAAGUUUGCUUUUUUGGUCAGUAUUUUUAAAAAUCAGUUGUUUUGUUGUGUACAUGCUGUGUGCGAGUGAGUGUGGGAGUAUGUAAAUGUGACAUUUUGUUAAUUACAUACUGUCAUGCUUAAAUACUUCUGUUGAACAAGGUCAUAUGAUAUCAGAUAUAUCGGAUUUAUACUGAGCUAUCAGAAUACUCAGUUCACAUUUUGACUAUAAGUGAAUGCUUGCAUGUUUGUCUGUGUAUGUCUCAGAACAGAUCCUAUAACCAUAACAGCAAAAGUAACUCGGAUGGGCCAUUUGUAUAAUGAAUAUCUUGCCAUAUUUGACCCCUUAUUAGGCAGCAAGUCGGAAUUAAUAAUGAAUGUUUGUUUUUAAUUCUACCAUAUGGGACCAUGUAAUUAUAUUAUUGAUACUAGUAUUAUGUAUAAUGGAUACAUUUCUAAAGUUAUAAAUUUCCUAAAGCGGAAAAUGUAGCAUUGUGAUGUUACAAACCUGAGCAACUCAUAACAAGCAAUGGGUUUAUUACUCCUUUUUUUUAACAUUUAUUUUUUUACUUUACUACCCAUGACUACAGCCAUGUAUAGAGAGAGUUUAUUGAUGAACCUGGACUCAGACCAGAAUCUGUGUAUGACUGACAUUUUAGAAGCUUCCCCAAAUAAGGCAGAUCUGCUUGAUAUGCACAUCACGAGGGCUGGUGAAGUUCAGAGUGUCCUGGCCUUCAGUCACUGUAGUGCAUGCUGGGUUUCCACCAGGUUAGCUGCUCCUUCUCAAAGACUUGUUUCUUGGAACCUUACAAGACGUUGGCAGAUCUUCCCUCUUUCGAACAUCUUGCGUAGGACCUAAGGUGCUUUUCUGUUUUUAUUUUUAACGUUAAAGGAACUACUUGUAUGAAGGGGUAUGUGUUUGGGAGAGUGAUUUCUGUGUGCUUUGAGAAUCUCGUCAACCUGCUGUAAUGGAAAAGUUUGGUAAAUGCAGUUCUCCCUUAUAAUGCGACUGGACCAAAGACUGCUUUUUCUUUUGCCCCUUGUUCAUUUUCUGUCGGUGUCAUGUCACUUUUAGUGUAGAAGUUAAUUCGAUAUUAUGUUUUGGCAUUUUUUGCCUCUACCCUGCAAUAAUGUCCUGGCAAGAUGCACUCACACAAACUGUGGUCCAUUCAGGGACAAAAGCAUACUAACUAAUAAUGAAGGUAGUAAUGAUUGGUUGUGUGUGGCAAUGAACAAAACGUCCUUUUUAAGAACCCCAGAGUGUUCUGCUUGUCUGCCUUAACGGCCCCGAGUGUGUUGCUUUCUAGCGCUCACUCCACCUUGUCUCACCUUAGCAGACUAAAAUGUCUUUCUCCAAUGCCAUUUUCUUCUCUGGAUUUCUGAAAUGAGCAGAACUGUCGGUGGUAAUACAAGCACUGAUAAAUGAUAUUUAAGCAGAAGUACUUAAGUCAAUUCAGAGCAAGAAUAUUUGGAUAGAAAUAAAAGUACUUGAAGUGUCAUAGUACAAACCAACAUAAACGCACUACUGUGCUGUAGGUCCCUUGAAAAUAUUGUGAUUUCUUUUUAUGUGCUGAUUAGGACACGCCGUGUAAUCUAACCAAGAAGAGUACAAAUUGCAAAACAGAUCGUAGACGUGAGGUUGUGUAAGAUGACCUGUAUUCAGUUACUAAUGUAUGUGAGGCAGUAGAGGUGCUUAAUGAAACGCAGAUUCAGUUUCAGUUAGAAGGUGGUGGGGAAGCAAAUCAUUCAGUUCACCAUUAAACUAAAAUCAGGUCAGUUUGCUAGUGUUUCUAAAUAUGUUAAUCCUCCCAGUCACUUUCCAUCAUAGGCCUAUCCAGGACUGUUUCCUAAAUGUAUUUUCUUCUACAAAGACUUUCACUUGUGGAGUCUUUAGGUUAAUGGAGCAAAAGGUGAACAUUUUCAGUCAAAAUAUUUUGGAAAAGAAAUGCUAUGAGUAAGAUAUUAAACAUGGUGUGUGGAAUGUUGUUUAAUAUUGAUGGAUGCAGCUCCAAACCUUUCCUACAAAUUUCCUUUGUACAGCGGCAAGGACAACAAUAAAGCUUGAUAUCCAGUAUCCACCUUGGUUACCUGUUGAGUGAUGUGAUGCUUUUGAAAAAUUCAGUCCUAAUUUUUCAUAAUUUGUAAAAGGACAACUUUUCAGACCUGUAUCUAGUCAAUUUACAACAGUUGCUCCUAUGUUGUUGUGUAUACUUGUUAAGUCUAUUUAUUUGAACAGAUGAAUAAAUCUGUCAUCAAG